AUGGAAGUAUUUGAGUUGUGGGACGUUCCUUUGAAAUCGGUUUGCAGUAAGGUGAAUUUGGCGGAAAUAUCCAGCGGCAGUCUGAGGGAGAAAUUUCCAAGGCUGUUUUCGGACGAGCUUGGAUGCUGUGCAAAGGCGAAAGUUCAGCUUAAGCUGAAGAAAGGAGCGACUCCUGUGUUUCGGCCGAAGCGUCCAGUGGCGUAUGCUAUGUUGCAGCAAGUCGAAAGUGAGCUGGAUAGACUGGAGAAUUUAGGCAUCAUCACAAGGGUGGAUUUUUCGGAGUGGUCAGCGCCAAUCGUAGUGGUACGGAAAGCAAAUGGUACCAUAAGGAUCUGUGGCGAUUAUUCGACGGGCUUGAAUAAUAUGCUGAUGCCGCAUCAGUAUCCGCUGCCACUGCCAGAGGAGAUAUUCGCCAGCCUUAACUUCCACCAGGAGUAA
This is a messenger RNA of Anopheles moucheti, 438 nucleotides long. RefSeq lists its product as uncharacterized. The transcript is spliced from 2 exons. Bases 1 to 438 code for a protein of 145 amino acids. NCBI's taxonomy places the organism in Eukaryota, Metazoa, Arthropoda, Insecta, Diptera, Culicidae. The record is from RefSeq and is a predicted model, not a curated record.